CCCGGCGCCUCGUUCUGCCUGCGCCACGGAGAGGAUCAUCUGGUUCGAGUCCUGAGGCUCGCGCUAGUUCGGUAGCCUGCUCACGUCCUCGCCGCCCUCCGCGCACCCUCCGUCUGUCUCCCUUUGCCUGGCGCCCCUCUCCCUGCCGCAGCUAUGAACGGACAACUCAACGGCUUCGACGAGACCUUCAUCGAGGAAGGCACCUUCCUCUUCACUUCGGAGUCUGUGGGAGAAGGGCACCCCGAUAAAAUAUGUGAUCAGAUUAGUGAUGCAGUCCUUGAUGCUCACCUUCAGCAGGACCCUGAUGCCAAAGUUGCUUGUGAAACAGUUGCUAAGACUGGAAUGAUACUACUUGCUGGUGAAAUCACAUCCAGAGCUGCUGUUGACUAUCAGAAAGUGGUUAGGGAAACAAUUAAACAUGUGGGCUAUGAUGAUUCUUCUAAAGGGUUUGAUUACAAGACUUGCAAUGUUCUGGUAGCCUUGGAGCAGCAGUCACCAGACAUUGCCCAAGGGGUUCAUCUAGAUCGAAAUGAAGAAGAUAUUGGUGCAGGAGACCAGGGAUUGAUGUUUGGUUAUGCUACUGAUGAAACCGAAGAGUGCAUGCCCCUAACUAUUGUGUUAGCUCAUAAGCUCAAUGCCAAACUUGCUGAAUUACGGCGAAAUGGAACUUUGCCUUGGUUACGCCCAGAUUCCAAAACCCAAGUCACUGUGCAGUAUAUGCAGGAUCGUGGUGCUGUUCUCCCUAUAAGGGUCCAUACAAUUGUGAUAUCUGUUCAACAUGAUGAAGAUGUAUGUGUUGAUGAAAUGAGGGAUGCUCUAAAGGAAAAGGUGAUCAAAGCUGUUGUACCUGCAAAGUACUUGGAUGAAGAUACAAUUUACCAUCUACAACCUAGUGGCAGAUUUGUCAUUGGUGGACCUCAGGGUGAUGCUGGUCUGACUGGACGGAAGAUCAUCGUGGAUACCUAUGGUGGUUGGGGUGCUCAUGGAGGUGGUGCUUUCUCGGGAAAAGAUUAUACUAAGGUGGACCGUUCAGCUGCUUAUGCUGCCCGUUGGGUGGCAAAAUCCCUGGUUAAAGGUGGUCUGUGUCGCAGGGUACUUGUUCAGGUUUCUUACGCUAUUGGUGUUUCCCAUCCGUUGUCCAUCUCCAUUUUCCAUUAUGGCACCUCUCAGAAGAGUGAAAGAGAGCUCCUGGAUAUUGUGAAGAAGAACUUUGACCUCCGCCCUGGGGUCAUUGUCAGGGAUCUGGAUCUGAAGAAGCCCAUUUAUCAGAGGACUGCAGCCUAUGGCCACUUUGGUAGGGACAGCUUCCCAUGGGAAGUGCCCAGAAAGCUUAAAUAUUGAAAGUGUUAGGCUUUUUUCCCCAGACUUGUUGGCGUAGGUUACAGAGAAGCCUUCAAGCUCUGAGGGAAAGGGCCCUUCUCCCUAAACUUCUCCUGUCCUCUUUCAGCUCUUGAUCAGUUGCAGUCACUCUUGUCCAAUGAUCUGAUUUUAGUUUUUGUGGGGACUGUAAGUUGGGCUCUGCUAUUCUGUCCCUGGUGUUUUGCUCACCAUUAUAAUGGAUUUAGUGAGCAUAGGUGAUCCAUGUAACUGCCUAGAGAUGAGCAGACAGCACUGUCUAGUAAAUGAUGCUUUAAGACUGAACCUCUGUGUCCCACCACCCAUCCCCAAAAUCUUAACUGCAUUGACUCUCCCAUCAAAUGCUGAAAAAUGUCCUUGUAAUGUGCACGUCAAGUAAUUGUAGUUCCAUUUAUAGCCUCUGUCCAACAAUGCCACCGCCCUGUCAGCAUGAUUUUGUAAUGUCUUGAGCUCUAUUAUGAAUGUGAAGCCUUCCCCCAUCCUCCCUGUAACCCGAUCCACUUCUAAUUAUGUAGCUUUUUGUCAGGGAGUGUUCCCUACCAGAUCAAUCUUGCAUGUAACGCAAGUUCCAGUUGGAGCUCUAGCCUGACUUCAUGAAAAAGGCAGUUACUAGUUGAACCACCUUCUGGUGCUUAUGCUCUUAAUGACCAUCUCCUGGCACCAAAUCUUAAAAUCUCUCCACUCGGCUGUCUUUUGGAGGACGUACGUAAUAAGGUUUUUAUUUAGUAAACCAAUCCUAUGCAUGGUUUCAGCACUAGCCAAACCUCACCAACUCCUAGCUCUAGUUAAGCGGGCACUUGGCAGCCUUGUGAUGUCAUACAGAGAAGUCACAGGGCGGUAUCUGAGGGUCUGUAGGUUGCACACUUUGGUACCGGUUAACUUUUUCUUUAUAAGAAAGACUGAGUAUUCCACACUGCACAAGAACUCCUCCCAGGGUUUUUAACUUUGUUUUAUUUUCAAAACCAGGUCCAAUGAGCUUUCUGAGCAGCUGGUGUAGAUACAGAGAAACCAGCUUCCUUCAGAGAGCAAUGCUUUUGGCGGGGAGGAGAAGGAAAUCCCUUCAUACUUGAACAUUUUCUAAUUGCUUAUUUAUUGUAUUCUGGGGUGUGGCGUGAGUACAGAGAAGCUAUCACCUCAGAGGGCAGCUUUUAAAAAAAAAAAUCCUUGACACCAUGAUUCCUUUGACAUGUUUCCAGCAUUCCCAGGUAGGCCAAGGUGUCCUACAGAAGAACCUUGGGUUACACCUACAAGGGGGUCUGGCUGGUGUUAACAGAAGGGAGGGCAGAGCUGGAGCAGCUGGCCAUGGAGGAAGCUGACUUGGCUGGUGUGGUACAGAGAAGCCAGCUUGUUUACAUGCCUAGUCCAUGGCUGCUGCCCUAAGCAGAAAGUGCCUUUCAGGAUCUAUUUUUUGGAGGUUUAUUACGUAUGUCUGGUUCUCAAUUCCAACAGUUUAAUGAAGAUCUAAAUAAAAUGCUAGGUUCUACCUUA
Molecule: messenger RNA, 2844 nt
Organism: Dromiciops gliroides (monito del monte)
Lineage: Eukaryota; Metazoa; Chordata; Mammalia; Microbiotheria; Microbiotheriidae
Gene: MAT2A
Product: methionine adenosyltransferase 2A
Exons: 9
Coding region: 154-1341 (395 amino acids)
Biological process (GO): S-adenosylmethionine biosynthetic process
Cellular component (GO): methionine adenosyltransferase complex; cytosol
Molecular function (GO): ATP binding; methionine adenosyltransferase activity
Source: RefSeq, a predicted model, not a curated record